GCGAGCUGGGACCAGUGUCAAACGGAAAGUAAAAUGUCGUUGGUGGUGGCGCUAAUUGCUAUUGUGGUGUCGCUGAUUCUGUUCGCGGCCCGACGACGUCAUGGCUACUGGCAGCGUCGUGGUAUCCCGCACGAUGUGCCUCACCCACUGUUCGGUAACAUUGCGGACUGGCCAAAGAAGCGGCAUAUAGCAGUGAUCUUCAAGGAUUACUAUCGGAAGUACAAGAGUGCGAACUACCCGUUUGCUGGGUUCUACUUCUUUUUUACCAGAAUGGCUGUGUUAACCGACCUGGAUCUGGUGAAGCGUGUGCUCAUCAAAGACUUCAAUCAUUUCGAGAACCGCGGCAUAUUCUACAAUGAGAUUGAUGAUCCCCUCUCGGCGACUGUGUUCAGCAUCGAAGGCCAGAAGUGGCGUCAUCUGAGGCACAAGCUGACGCCCACAUUUACAUCGGGCAAAAUGAAGCACAUGUUCCCCAUUGUGGUGCAGGUGGGUGAGGAGAUGAACAAAAUCUUCAGCAACAGAGUCGGCGAUGGAAAGGUUCUGGAAAUUGUUGAUCUGGUGGCUCGCUACACCGCUGAUGUGAUAGGAAAUUGCGCCUUUGGUCUCAAUUGCAAUAGUCAGCAGAAUCCGGAGGCGGAUUUUGUCUCAUUUGGCAAGCGAGCCAUCACCGAACAUCGUUAUUGGGGUCUUUUGGAUUUCCUUAUUUUCGGCUUUCCGAAGCUUUCGCGUAGCCUCCGCCUCAAGUUGAAUGUGCAGGAAGUUGAGGACUUCUACACAAAAAUUGUGAGAGACACAAUCGACUACCGCUUGAAGACCAAGGAAAAGCGUAAUGACUUCAUGGACAGUCUCAUUGAAAUGUACAAGAAGGAUCAGGAGGGCAACACGGAUGAGGGACUUACCUUCAACGAGCUUCUAGCCCAGGCAUUCAUUUUCUUCGUGGCAGGCUUCGAGACAAGCUCCACAACCAUGGGAUUUGCUCUCUAUGAGCUGGCCCAGAACCAGGACACUCAAAAUAAGCUGCGGAAGGAGAUCAACGAUGUUCUGGCCAAGCACAACAAUGAGUUCACCUACGAGGGCGUCAAGGAAAUGAAAUUCCUAGAGCAGGUGGUAAUGGAAACACUUCGGAAGUUCCCGGUUCUUGCACAUCUAACGCGACAGGCGAAGUCGGAUUUUUCGCCCGAAGAUCCCAAAAAUUUCAUUGCCAAAGGAACUGUUGUCGUCAUCCCCGCUCUGGGUAUUCACUACGAUCCUGAUAUUUACCCCGAGCCCGAGAAAUUCAAGCCAGAGCGCUUCACGGAGGAGGCCAUCGCCUCCAGACCCGCCUGCACCUGGCUGCCCUUCGGUGAGGGUCCACGCAACUGCAUCGGCCUGCGGUUUGGCAUCAUGCAAACCUGUGUGGGCUUGGCUUACCUGAUCAAGGGGUACAAAUUCAGUGUCGCUCCGGAGACACAAAUACCCAUGAAGUUGGUCGUCAAAAAUAUUUUACUCUCCGCCGAAAAUGGAAUCCAUCUUAAAGUCGAAAAGGUUUCCAAAUAAAGCCUAUGGCUGUCAAUAUUUGUAUGAAUUUUUAUGUUAGGUUUUAACCAGAACUCAGCACCCAUAAUAAACCUCAAAAUACUA
This is a messenger RNA of Drosophila obscura, 1620 nucleotides long. Its product is annotated as probable cytochrome P450 6a23. Bases 34 to 1536 code for a protein of 500 amino acids. The record is from RefSeq and is a predicted model, not a curated record. The transcript is spliced from 2 exons. Gene Ontology annotation, molecular function: oxidoreductase activity, acting on paired donors, with incorporation or reduction of molecular oxygen; heme binding; monooxygenase activity. Lineage: Eukaryota; Metazoa; Arthropoda; Insecta; Diptera; Drosophilidae.